UCCUGCUGCUGGGGACAGAGCGGCCUCAAGCGACCCUGCUGACCGUGCCCGGCGGCCCUCUUCCUUCCGUCGGGCGGGAGCGGGGCUGGCUGGCACCAUGGCGCAGACGGACGUGCUCCUGACCAAGGAGCCGGCCCCGCAGUCGGUGCCGGCGUGCGAGCUGCCCCGGAAGCUUUACGACGUGGCCCGGAACACGGGCGCCUACACGUCCUCGGGCCUGGCCACCGCCGGCUUCCGCUCGGCCAAGUACCUGGUGGACGAGUGGUUCCAGAACUGCUAUGCCCGCUACCACCAGGCUUUCGCCGACCGCGACCAGUCGGAGCGGCAGCGCCACGAGAGCCAGCAGCUGGCGGCCGAGACGGAGGCGCUGGCGAGGCGCACGCAGGAGGCCGCCAGCAGGCAGGUGGGCGCGCGCCUGCAGGACAUGCACUGCUGGAAGUCCGAGCUGCAGCGCGAGCUGGGCGAGCUGGGCGCCGAGACCGACCUGCUGCUGGCCCAGAAGCAGCGGCUGCAGCUCGCCCUGGACGCCACCGCCGUGCCCUUCUCCAUCGCCACCGACAACCUGCAGUGCCGCGAGCGGCGCCAGCACCCGGACCUGGUCCGCGACCACGUGGAGAUGGAGCUGCUGAAGGAGGCCGAGCUUCUCCGGAACAUUCAGGAGCUCCUAAAAAGGACCAUAAUGCAGGCUGUGAACCAGAUCCGGCUGAACCGGGAGCGCAAGGAGACGUGUGAGAUGGACUGGUCGGACAAGGUGGAGGCCUACGACAUCGACCAGACCUGCGCCCGCUACCGCAACCAGAGCACCGAGGUGCAGUUCUACCCGCACUCAGCCAAGUUCGAGGAGAGCGCCUCUACGCCGGAGACGUGGGCCCGGUUCACCCAGGAAAACCUGUACCGCGCGGAGCGCGAGCGCCUGGCGUCGGGCAACCUGCGGGUGCUCAUCGAUUGCAUCCUGCGGGACGCGGCCGAGGACCUGCGGCUGCAGUGUGACGCCGUGAACCUGGCCUUCGAGCGCCGCUGUGAGGAGCUGGAGGACGCGCGCCACAAACUGACCGACCACCUGGACAAGGGCCCAUCCUGUGUGCAGACGCUGCGGGAGAUCACGGACCAGGAGCACAACGUCGCAGCUCUGAAGCAGGCCGUCAAGGACAAGGAGGCGCCCCUGAAGGUGGCCCAGACCCGCUUAUACCAGCGCUCAGGCCGGCCCAACGCGGAGCUGUGCCGGGACUCCGCCCAGUUCAGGCUGGUGAGCGAGGUGGAGGAGCUGAACAUGUCCCUUGCGGCACUGAAGGAGAAGCUUCUAGAAGCCGAGCAGUCGCUGCGCAAUCUGGAGGACACACGCAUGAGCCUGGAGAAGGACAUUGCCGUCAAGACCAACAGCCUCUUCAUCGACCGCCAGAAGUGCAUGGCCCACCGUGCCCACCACCCCACCAUCCUCCAGCUGGCCGGCUACCGGUGACCAGGGCACCACAGCCUGUGCGCCUGUGGCCUGGCUGGCCUUGGGGAAGGGGCUGUCCCCCCGCCCCUCAAAUAAAGAGCACGUUAGCUUUCUA
Hyaena hyaena (striped hyena) is the source of this 1553-nucleotide messenger RNA. RefSeq names its product tektin 4 (gene TEKT4). The transcript has 6 exons. The record is from RefSeq and is a predicted model, not a curated record. NCBI's taxonomy places the organism in Eukaryota, Metazoa, Chordata, Mammalia, Carnivora, Hyaenidae. Bases 98 to 1459 code for a protein of 453 amino acids. Gene Ontology annotation, cellular component: sperm flagellum; nucleus; microtubule cytoskeleton. Gene Ontology annotation, biological process: cilium movement involved in cell motility; cilium assembly.